Anolis carolinensis (green anole) is the source of this 16491-nucleotide messenger RNA. RefSeq names its product EF-hand and coiled-coil domain containing 1 (gene efcc1). The transcript has 6 exons. The record is from RefSeq and is a predicted model, not a curated record. Lineage: Eukaryota; Metazoa; Chordata; Lepidosauria; Squamata; Anolidae. Bases 113 to 1792 code for a protein of 559 amino acids. Gene Ontology annotation, molecular function: calcium ion binding.
GGGCGUGGCUUUCCAGCGGAGCCCCGCCCCCUCGUCCACGGCUCCUCUCUCAGAGCGGAGUCUCUUCCUUCAAAGGCCGGGCGUGCGGGCGCAGCAUGGUGGGCGCGGGAGGAUGUCGGCGUGGGAGUGCGACGGGCGCCCUGCGCGGCGGACUCAGUGGCUGGUGAGCGCGCUGGCCUCGAACUUCGGCCUGGGCGGCGGCGGCGGAGGCGGCGUGGAGAACGAGGUGGUGGUGCUGGCCACGGGCCUGGACCAGUACCUGCAGGAGGUCUUCCACCACCUGGACGGAGACGGGCAGGGCCGGCUGCCCCGCGAGGACUUCCGCGCCCUCUGCCGGGUCCUGGGACUUCGGGAUGGAGCCGACGAGGAGGACGAGGGAGAGGAGGAGAACGAUGAAGAAGAGGAGGAGGAGGAGGGCCGUGGCCUGUGCCGCCGCCUGCCCCCGGAGCUGACCUUCCGCGAGUUCCACUCGCGGCUCUGCGGCUACUUCGGCGCCAAGGCCCCCGGGGGAGGGCGGGUGGCGCGGCUGCCGGUGGGCGCGGAGACGGAGCACAUCGAGACCCAGAUCCGGCUCCGGAGCCCCUUCCGACGGCGGAAGAAGGAGGCGGCAGCCAAGGCCAAGCCGCCCCCCUCGUCGUCGUCCUCUUCCUCCUCCUCCUCGUCGUCGUCGCCGUCUUCCCCGCCGCGGAGGGGUUCCUGCUCGAGGGAGUGCUACGAGGAGAUCGUGGCCCUGGAGCAGGCCGAGGACCGCAUCCUCAAGCUGGAGGAGGAGAACGCAAGCCUCCGGGAGCUGGUCGAGGACAUGCGCGCCGCCCUCCAGAGCAGCGACGCCCGAGCACUCGCCCUCCAGGUGGGAUUAUGGAAGACCCAUGCUAGCCAUAAGAAAAAUGGGACGUGUUUUAUAGGCAGCAGGAGAGAAUUAACUAACCUCCAGUCCCAGACUUCCAAGUGCCUUCAGAGUGUUCUAAAAGAGGUCGAACUACUCCGGAGUUCCAGGGAUGAACAAAUUGAAGAAGCCAUUAGGUUUAAUCAAGAACUGGAAAAAGAACUGAGGAAUUCUCAUGAAGCUGUUGUUGCCCUAGAAGACUGCAACCGCAUCCUAAAGAGGGAGCAAGCAGAAAUGAGGAAGAAGGUUGAAGAAGCAAGACAUGCCGUCCUUAACAGCCUUGGGAAAGUAAAAGAGCUAGAAGAUAAAGCCCACAAAGUGCCACAGUUGCAGACAUAUAUCCAGCAGCUAGAAUCACAGCUACAGUAUUAUAGGUUGGAGGCCUUAAAGCUCCAGAUUCCACCACAGGGAAGCCCAGAGAAGAAAACAACUGCAGCAAUUGAUGGACAAUAUGCCUUAUCAGUUGUACAGCAAAACCGAAGUUCACCAACUGGUGGUGCAGGAAUGUCAGAGAAUGUGGAAGACCAGAUGUUUCGUUCUGUGGAAGGUCAGGCUGCAUCGGAUGAAGAGGAAGAGAAAUGGACAGGAAACCAACAGUGUCAACUUGCUGAAGUGAAGAAACUCCUUGCCAGACUUCCUUGUUGCAAUAAUGGAUGUGAUGACACAGUGAUGAAGAAGCUGAUAUAUCACUUUGAGAACGCCAGCAAGGAAGGCCAUGAGAACACCAUUGUGGAAUUAGUCAAGCAGUUGUCAGUGUUAACAGAACAGCUUGAAGUGAAAGGGCAGGAAGUAAAAAUACUGGAAACAAAUAUGGAAAAGGAUUGUUCAUCAGUGACAAGGAAAGACAGAGAAACUGUUGGAAAGAAUUGCUACAAUCUUCAAGCAGCUUGUUUAGUCAAUGUCUAGAUUCCGGUCCAUUCCUCAAAGCCACGGUGUGUUACAAAGGCUGGCUUGAAAAGUCACCUCGGCCAUAGGAUAUGUGAUUUUUCCAAGAUAGCCUUCUCCAAACACCUUGGUCCUAAGGAUCCCUGUAGGAGGCAAGCAUUUGAGAAAUAGCCUUCUUCAAGCUGGCAGGCUUCGCUUUCCAAUCAUAUUUUUGUUGAUUUUGUAAAUUUCUGACUUCCUCCCUAUUAACAAGACUAUAAAGAAGGUCUUCUUUUAUGACUUGAAAUGUGUGCCCAUUAGGUAUUUCUGGACUCCAGCUGCUUUCAUCUCAGCCAGCAAGUCUAAUGUUCAGAGAUGAUGGGAGUUACAAUCCAAUGUUUGGAAGGUCACAGGUUUCCUGCAUGCUCUACAUCUCGCUGUUGAGAGUGCUUAAAUGGAACUUUCUCGAUGCUGUCUACUGAUCAAUGAAAAGAUGUGGAUGUAUGUGUGUGUUUAUAAGGAGAAAGGGGAGGGAAGACUUGUAUUCUGAGAGUGUAGAUAAUAUGUUAUUUUCUCUGGCAGGAAUUAUACUAAGCAACAGAGAAACAUAAAGCUCUGCCAACAUAAAUGUCCAGGGAUGUUUUGGGGAGGGAGGUAACUAUAGUGUUAAUGAGGCAGAACGGCAUCUGAGAAAGGGAUUCCAAAGUGCUUCUGUGCAGAGAAGGGGAUGUGCAAAUUGCAAGAAAGAAGCUUUGAGUUUCCUUGUGGAGAGAAAAAGCAGGAUAUAAUAAACAUAAUAAUUACUUCUACAUAACUCCCCAAUAAGACUCCAGCCUCCAUUCCUUUUUUAUUAAAAUGCAGUAAGACACUCCCUCUGAGGACUGUUUAAGUUUUGGAGAAAGCUCAUGGUUCUGUGGGAAAUGCACAAAGGCAAACAUCUUGACUUCCACUGCAGAUUCUAAUUUUCUUUCCUCUUAAGUCUGCCCAAGUUUUAAGAGAGGACAUCACCCAACCUGUUGUUCCAUCCUUUUUGUGUCCACUGCUGUUUUGAAGCUAAAUUCAUGUUCAGCUUCAAUUUCUUUUGUUAGUAGAAAUUACAGGCUGACUGUCACUGGGUGGUUUGGUGAAAUGGCACCUUGGUGGUGUGGGCUUGUUAUUUGUACAUCCAAAAAUCAUAUGUUGAAAGUCAGUGCAGAGAAAGGAAACAAAAUAGAACUUGCGUCAGCUGCAGGCAGGUCAAGAGUAAUAGCCCCAUGUAUGGAUCAAUAAUUGAUCCAAUCUAAAAGUACAAAGGCCAGGAGAUGAAAAGGACUGUUGACUUUGAUUCCUUUUUGAGUGUGUUCCAGUCUGUAGCCACGGUAAAUUCAGAGGGACAUCUUCCAAAGAAAGCUUAAUGAAGGUGUCAGAUCAUAAAUGAUAGAUUGAAGAAAACAUUACUAAAUCCUAAAGCUAAGUUGAUAGUUUAUCAAGUUUGAAUCUAUAAAAUGUUGUUAGUGAAGCUGGGCCUAACACAUGACCUUUUCUGGACAAAUUAAUCAAAAAGUACAGUUACUUUCAUCUACUAAAAAGAUGUUUUGUCUUUCCCUUUACAUAGGGAGUUAGCCACUAAGAUUUACACACAGGGUCAUUAAACUGUUCUUUCAUACACCUCUGUGUGGACACUGACCAAGGAGCAACAAUUAUGUACACAAAAGGUUGGAUUUGAAUGUAAGAAAAAUUAGGAUUUAAUGCUAUGUGAAGAAUUUCUGUAUUGUCUUUUUUGGGGCGGGAUUUUAUUUAUUUCAAAAUAUUCAACAUAUAACAAUUGUCUUGUCACAUCAUCUGUUUCCAGAUACAUACUCCUCCUACCCCUCCUACCACUCACGUAGUAUUAUAAAAAUACAGCCUCCUCAGUUCUGUUACUUCUACUUAUUCUAAUUUCAAUAUUAGAUUUUUGUUUACAAAAUCCUUGUUCUUACUUUCAAAUACAGAAAUCAUUAGUAGAGCACCCCUGAAAUGUACUGUUUCCCCCACUAUUUGGCUUAUCCAUAAUAGAAAUUCAUUCAAGACUCUUCGUACUUUUGGGCACCUAGCUCACUUGUGCCCCACCAAAUUCCAGUCUCAUGCACAAUUUCAUUUCCUUUUUCAGUUCUGAUUUAUAUAGUUUGACACAGCAUCCAAAGUGGAUUAGCUGGACCCCAUGAAGAGAAGAAAUUUGGGCUAUGACAAAAGUGAUAUGCAAGUGCUGGGUAUGAUAACAACCAUUGUUAGGCAUUACCUCUCUACUAAUAUAUUGUUAAUUAUUACAAAUGAAAAUCAUACAAGAUCUGUUCUAUACUAAAUCUCCUCAGUUGAUCUUCUGAAUCAGUGGAAAUUACCAAAUGUCCAUCUGCCAUGUUUCUCCAUGUCUGCUGUGGUUGAGUCUAACAAUUUUAUACUGCCCAAGUACUUUUGGAAUUUUUUAUGAAAAGAAAGUAGAUGUGGCUAAAAAUGUAUAAAUGUAAGGGUGCUAGACUUGUUUUUCAGUAGUAACUCUGAUAUAAUCACAGCUUCAGGACAGGCAAUCAUACUACUGCAAUCAUCAUUUCCAAAAACUAUAGUAGCAGCCACAUUUAAGGGAUGUGAUGUUGUGUAAACUAGGUAACCACAAAGAACUGAAAACUUGAACAGUCAGCAUAGUGCACAACUGGUAUAAGGAUUACAUAGCAUCAUUUAGUACUGUUUGUUCAUAAGCAAACCAGUUAUAUCUGUUAUAUAUCCAAUAUUAUGGCAACCCAUGGUCUGGCUAGUUUUUGGGAUAUCUUGUUACUAUUGGGUAAGAGGGAGUCUUUGACCAUGGGCUGCUGAAAAGGGUCCCUAUAAUUGCUUCAUUGGCUUUGUUGUUCAUGCAGUCAGCAUUAUUCUGAUACACAGGAGAAACAUUGGAUAGGGAUUUCAGGUUCCUAUACUUUGCUUGUAUGCAAACAGUGAUAGAAACAAAAACACGCUAGCUGGAGAGCAUGUGGAAGGAGGAAGAUGUAGUGUAAAUACUCCCACAGAUACUGUUUUUUUGGAAAGCACUGAUAUUUCUUAGCCUGCCUGCUGAUUGGUUCAUGACAGUGCCAUUGGCAUGAAGAAUGAGCAACCUUUUGUUUGUGAGUUUCAUUGCUGUGGAAAUGGGGGUUGAAAUGGGAAUUCACUGUUUGGCAGAUAAGAUUAACUAUGUCAUCUGCCCAUGUUUCCAAUUAACUGAGAAGUUAGAGAUGAAGAGUUCAUUUUGGGAUAUAGAACAAAGUAGGUCUGAAGCUAUGCUCCCCAAGAGCCAGUAAAAAUACAUUACAGCUUUGUCAGCACUUCAGAUGACCUUCUAAGAGGAACACUGGAUGGAUCAUAGAUUAUUUCAUUAUUUACUCACAGCUCUCCAGAGUGUUGAAGUGGCUGUUCAGUUACUAAAUAUUGAUUAGGGUAAUAUUUUCCAAGCAAAUAAUUUUUUUGAAAAAAGCUGCCUUCUUCAAAAAUUGUGCAGCAGCCCUUCAAUUUGGUUCCAUCUCCAAAGGGCCCUCUUGCAACUGUUACUGCAAUAAAGAUGAAAUAUAGUGACAAGAAAGGAUUAACAAGGACUGGAAAAGAAGGAAUUUAUCCCACAGGAUUUUGUUCCAAUGUGCAAUAAAAAUAAAUGUAUUAAACUUUGAGUUGCAACAAGCAAUUGCAAAGAAUGAUAAUGUUCAAGGAUGCUGCAUAUUCUCCUGUUGCAUUAAUGAAUGACACUGGGGACAUGGUGUAAAUUCUUAACAGAGAAGCAGGUUUCCGGACAGAAACAAAGUACUUAAGUUGAAAUACCCACAUACAAAUCCCUGGUCCAUAUUACUCUUCCUUGCUCUAAUCCAAGGUAUUGUAGUUGUUGAACAUGAUAAUCUAAUAUUCCAAAUAGUACAGCAUUUGUUUAACACAACAGACAAGCAUUAAAAGAAACUGGGUUGAGAAUACUGUAAUUUCAGCAUGCCUUGUCUACAUAGCAGUUUGAGCCAAAGUGAUUCUGGCUUCAAACUGGCAAAUCCCAUUUACACAAUAUCCUUCAAGUCUUGCAAGUAUGUUAAUCUCUGUGAUCAUGCCCACAUUUCAAAUUAGCCUUUAACAGGCAAAGAUGCUUCAUAGCAUGUCAUUCAGAAGACUCAUGGAUUAUAGAUCUGAUUACAAGGAACUUUAUUUUGCAGAAAAGAGAGAUUUUGUGCAGCAUGCGUUGCCAAGAGACUUUUGUGUCCUGUAUCUUACAAUAUAGGUAAUUUACUCAAAGACUUUGAGUGCUAUCUUCAGAUUUCAGAAUUCAUGCCUGUUUGAUAUCUAACUACCAUUCUGAUCCAUUUUUAGCCAUUAUAAAUGAUACAACAUUAAGCCAGAUUCGGUCUCUUGGGAGGUUUCCUUAAUCUGAUUUGGUUUAUGAGAAAUUAAUCUAAUCCAUUGUAUGUUUUGGGCAAAUCAUUUAAUUUUAUAAUUUUAGCAUUUUUUCCUGUGAACUAGGGAAACAAGAGUUGCUUCCACAUUAGCCUUAUUCUCUAGUAUUGCUACCUUCAUUCACAGCCUUCUGUGGAUUAUUCAGAUGGUAUCUUCCUUUGCAUUCCAAUCUUUUGUGUAUUAUGCUAUAUUAUAGAUGGAGGACUAAUGAUUAAUAAUCUCUUAAUUAUCCCCUAAAUGGUGUCUCCUAAUUGCCCCAAUAUAUUAUAAUCCUACAACAGACUUUAAUUACCUCAAGUAAUUUAUUUUUCUUCCCUUUUUUCAAAUAGCAGAAUGCCACUGUUUUGCCAUUUUAAAAAUAAUAAAAGAAAAGAUAAAGGACAGAAAUAAUGAGUUCCUUUGUUCAUAAAAGCAGACAAUGAGAGUAGAGCCCUUAAGAGAAGCAAUCAGUAGACUAUUUAGCACUGUUCUUCCACCCAUUCCUAUUCCAUAUAUUUAUUAGAAGGCAAAGAACUGAAUUUACAAGGAGGAUAUGUGUUAUUAUUGCCAAGAGUUUUGCAGAACUUUGAACUUUGGAUCUUAUCCAUAAAAACAAUACUUGUUACUACUGUAGUGAUCUAUGAGAGAAACCUCCCACAGGAUGGUAAAACAUCUAGGUGUCCCCUCAGCAAUGUCCUUGCAGAUGGCCAAUUUUCUCACACCAUAAACAACUUGCAGUUUACUCAAGUCACUCCUGACACACACACACACACACACACACACACACAAAUGUGAUCUAUUAAGUGCUUAUGUUCAGCCUCCAUUUUUGUUGGACUUUCAUGAAUCACUAGUGAGAAAACCAUCAAAUAGUUUGUUCUUCCAUCUCUUUCAUUUCUUCUGUUGCCUUUUUAAAUAUCAACACACAUGAAUUUUUGCCAUUCUUUCAUAAAGGCCUGUCUUAUGACUACAUUAGACACAUUGAACCAAUGGAACAUAUAUUUAAUGUCGACUUACCAAGUGUGAUUCCUCUGUUUAGGACUCUCAAUUGGAUUUCAGACUAAACUUUAUAACUCCUGGUUGUGACUGAGGCCAGUAAUAGCACAUAACAGCUAGUUGUUCUCCUGUUUUACAGUAUGGGAUUUUCAAAAGAAGCAGAAAUGUACAGAAGAGGAAAGGAAUCAAUGGGGUGUACACUGGACAGUAAUAGGUUAAGGCAUUGACAAGUUGUUGCAGAUCAGAGCACUGCAACAUGGUGAGCCUAAUAAACUGAGUGGAGAUGGUGCCAAGAAAGCAAGUUAUGGAACUUAAGAUGAAAGUUGCAACUGAAUUCUUCAAAUCCUAGAUUCAUUAGAGUUUAUUUGUUUUUCUCAUAUGACAUUGACCCUCUAACAUGCAUGAAAUACAUAAAUAUAUUGAAAGACAUAGCUGUGUUAGUCUGGAGUAUCAGUAUGCAAAGGGAUCUUGUAGCACCUUAGACACUAAUUGAGAGAACAAAGUUGGUAGUGUAAGCUUUCGUAGAUUAAGUUUUUGCUUCUUGGUAGGGGGUUGGACUGGAUGGCCCUUGAGGUCUCUUCCAACUCUACUAUUCUAUGAUUCUAUGGUGAAUUUUUAUGUUAUGUGUAUUUUUGCUGUUUUAGCCGUGCACGCUGCUUUGAAUCCCACCCAUGGGAGAAAAGCGGGAUAUAAAUAAAUAAAUAAUUGAUAAGUUUACAUCUUUAGAUGCAAGCAUCUCCAUGCAUCUGAGACUUGGUCUACAAAACCAUAUUCUACCAACUUCAUUCUCUCAGUAAGUCUCUAAGAUGCUACAAGAUCCCUUUGUGGAUUAAUAUGUUGGUGAGAGAGAACACUUCAAGUCAGCUAGAUGGAACUAGGCAUUGAUGAGACUUUGCAAUCAAUAACUCUCAACUAUAUAAAGUAAUCAUAAAUUUAAAAAAAGUGACCAGCGCUUAAGUAUAUGUUUAACUUCACCCUGCAGGCAGUCCCAAUGAAACGAAUGCUUAUGCCAAUAUUUUCUUCUCUGCUUAAUGAUACGGAUAAAGCAAUCUAAAGUGUUUCACAGGAGUGCAGCUAAGUGUUAUUUUGGUAAGAGCUUUGCAAGGUAAUCAUAAUUGAAGGAAAACGGGAAAAUUCAAGGGAGAUCUUGAAUUAUUACUGCUUCACCUAGCACACAUAUGCAAUAGAUCAGAGUUAGGAAAUUUAAUUUUUGGUCUGUAUUGCCAGUGGUCAUGCUGGCUGGGAGAUUCUGGAAGUUGUAGUCCAAAAAAGUAAACUGUUUAAGCUUUGCCACAGAAUGAUGAUGAUGAUGUAGUCCUAUCUGAACGCCUCCUGAGAUUAUUUUGAAUUGUACACUGAAUUGUCCACAGUGUACUUCUUAAGCAAAAGAGAACAUCUUUGCAUUCGCUUCCCACUGACUACAUACUUAACUGACAGUAUUUGGUUAGUAAAAUUAACAUUGCUUCCAAAAUAUAUGUCCAGGGCAUUUAGUACUGGUAAAAAGAGGAAGAGAUAUACUUUUCCUUCUUGUACUAUAGUCCUUCUCAUGUUAUCUGUCAUCUAGAUGAAAGGGCAUUGCUAGGGGAACUGUAGCAAAAAGUGGAGAAGACUGACUUACUGAAGAUGGAGACAGAGACAGUUGUCUCUGGUAGAAGAAAAACUAUUGGAUGUUUUACAGCUGCUUCAGGAACCUCAGGACUUGGUAUGGCAAGGGAAAGAAGUAUCAGAAAGCAGCGAGUUUUGAUACUACCCCCUCCAGAUGGACGGACAACUAUAAGGUCUCAAUUAAGUAAACCAUAUCUGGUGUUCAGUUGGGUUUAUUGCAGCAAAGCCUGGAUGUCAGUUGCUAUUUUGGGAGGGUGAACCAAAACAUCCAGAUUAAUAACUUCCCACCGGGAUAUUCAGGCUUUGUCUUCUUCUAAAAUGUUUAGCACUAGAAGUUUUAGAUUAGUUUAAAGCAGUGGUUCUUAACCAUUGGUACGUCACAUUGUUUUGAUUUUCCAAAGUUUCAGUCAGUAUUCAAGUAUGUAGGAAUCCUGAAAGUCUCACACAUCUGGGAAACAAAGGCUGAGAAUCACUAGUCUAAGUAAAUGGCAGCCUGUUCCUUAGUUCAGAGGACUUGAUGUCAAGCCUAUAUGCCUUUGUCUUGUGUGCAGAAUCUCUGCCUAAGUCCUGGGACAAAGUCACUGCUUCAGAACUAACCUCUGCUAUGAACUUACUAGAUGGCCCUGGGCAGCUCUAUCGUUCGCUCAGUCUCAGUGUCCCCAUCUGAAACAUAGACUGUAACUUUACCUUACCGAAUUGUGGUAUGAUAAUGGUGGAAAACAUUAUACAAAUAUUCAAAUGGAUAUCAAGACAGAUAGACAAUGAGUAUUCCAAUCUGGGUCACUAGGUGUUCACUGAAAUUGAAAAAUGUAUUUAAAGGGAAAAGAGCCUCAGGGGGAAGAGUCUUAGCCUUUUACUUCUUACUCUGUGCUCUCCUAGAGGCUAUUAUUCCAGCUAGUACAAACACAUGUGGAAAUAAAAUGGAUGUAUGUAGAAAAAAUGGUUCCCUUAAUGAAUCUUUAAAUAAAUGCCUAAAACAUUGCAACAUAAUAAGCAUCCUCAGCAAUACAAUGGUCGUCAAUAUUGUCUUUAGAAAAACAGGUAUCUAAAUUCCAGUUAGAGUAGAUCCAUUAGAUUAAUGGAAUUGUAAAAGGACUAAGGCAGCAAAUCUGGCCUGAUCUUGAAAGAUAAGCAAGGUGAGCCCUUGUUAAUACUUGAAUGGGAGAUGGCCAACAAAUCCCAGGUAUUUUGCUUAAACACAAGACCAGUUACACACUCAAUAUAUAAAACAGAUAAAAUACAUAAAGUAAUACAAUAACACAUAUUAAUAGCUCAAAUCAUCUCACAACCUUUGAGGAUGCCUGCCAUAGAUGUGGGCAAAACGUCAGGAGAGUAUACUCCUGGAACAUGGCCAUACAGCCCGGAAAACAUACAACAACCCAUAUUAAUAGCAUUUAAAAGCAGCAAUUUCAAAUUCACAUGUUUGUUUUUAAACACAUAUAUUGUACUCAACAGCCAUGAAAAGGAAGCUUUCAGUAAGAGAAAAUUAAGGUAAAAUACACAUUUUAAAACAUGUUUAAAAAUAUAGAUCUAUAAAACACUGAACAUUAGGUCCUCCCACUCUGGAAAAAUACUUUCACCAACGAACUAGGUGGCAUAUGCUGGAAAACUUUUUCACAGUGUGGUGCCACUAAUACGAAAGCCCUGCUGUAUGCACUCAAAGUUUGAAUUGUUCUUAAAAGAAGGUACAGUUUAAGAACUCAUCUGCUUUGGAUUUCUGCAUGGCAGGGGUUGGACUAGGUGCCCCUUGCAGUCCCUUCCAUAUGGUUCUAUGAUUCCAAGCAUUUAAAUGUUUAUGUAUUUGCUUCUUAGUAAGGAGGGGGUUACAGGGUCUGAGAAACAAGCUAUAAUAUGUUUUGAAAACCAAAUGGAUAUUCAAAUCUAGCUGCACUGGAUGUAGGACUUAAUUCCUUUUUUGUUUCUAAACACGUUGUUUACAUGGAUAUAUUUGAGGAUUUCUCUUUUAUGCUUAACACAUGCUUGAAGUCAGCUGAUGAUCUGGAGGAAGAAGAGUGGGAAACUAACAUUUAAGUUAUUAAGUUAACUCACUCACUUUCCAGCUUAGCAAGGCCUUUGUGUUCUCAAGGAGAGCAGCAUUGCUUGCUCUUGGGAUCAAUAACAAUCCCAUGAGGGAUAUGCUGUUAAAGUGCUGUGACGGAUUAUGAUAGGCGGAAAGUAUUGCUGCACUCUGUGUCAAGAUUGCGACCUGUCCCUCACUGACCAGCAAUUCUAUUAGAAAUCAUCCCAGCUCAGCAGAUGAUCCAUCAAAUUGUGUGUUGCCUCAUUGUGGAAACAGCACUAUGAGUCUUGUACAUUGUCAUAUAUCAUAGCUUUCAAGAUUGGUGAUAAAGUCUGCUAAUGAAUACAGUAACUUACAGCACCCUUUGAAAGAUGUUAAGGAUGCUCCGUAUAUUGAUGGUCUUGGGACUCUGUGGCAAUAAGAGUCAAAAGAUCUUGGGGAAAAUAAGUUUUCUACAUGGAACUGAAUGGAACUUUGAUAAGCAUGAGAAAUAUCAGCUGCCUGUUUAGUUUUCACUCAUAGAUAGAAACAUGUUAACAUAAGAGGGCCUAAGAAAUCUUACCCUGGCUAUCUAAGCUAAUUUUGAAUGACUUCUGCAUUCCUCACAGUAUCCAGUUCUUGAUUCUUCAUUUAGGAUAGUUGCUCCUCCCCAUGACUUAUGCAUUUCUUUCAUUCUGUCCUCUCUUAUCUUGGUCUCUGACAAAUUUGUCAAUUUGUUAGGAGCUCUCCACAUGUGGCCCUCCAGAAGUUGUUUGGAUGCAGCUUCCCUCAGUAUUAUCUAGCAUAAGCAACAGUGUAGGUAUAAGGUAGAUCGAAGAAGAGGGACUCAUCUUGUGCUAGAUGGGGUUGCGUUUCCCCAGAAGAUGCCGUUUUCCAGUAUGGGUGUACUCCUGGACUCAGUCGUGAGCCUGUGGGGCAGCUUUCAGUGAUGACCAGGAGCGCUUUUGCAUACUUAAAAGCUAGUGAGCCAGCAGCACCCAUUCUUGGUGACAUCUAGUCUGGCCACGAUGACACGUGACUUAGCUACCUUUCCAUUUGGAAUACAGUAACAUGCACUACAUGGAACUGCCUUUGCAUAGUGUUUUAAAAAUUCAGUUGUUAUACAGAACAACAUCCAGGAUGUAACUUGGCCUGGUUACAAGGACCAUGCAACUUCCUGAUUACAAAACUUCCAUUGGCUGCUAGUCUGUUUCCAGGCACAAUUCCAAGUGCUGAUAUGUAAAGCUCUAUAUGACUUGGGUCCAAACUAUCUGGCAGACCCUAUUUCCCCAUACAAAGCUGGCUGAGCCCUGAGUUCCUCAGGAGAGGCUCUUCUCUCAGCCCCGCAACCUUCAUGAGUGUGGUGGAUGUGGCCUUUCUCAGUGACUGCCUUUAGGCUCUGUAACCCGUCCUCAGCAGGACAAAAUUGCACACUUCUUGCUGUCCUUCUGCCAGCUAGGGAAACCGGUUUUGCUCUGACAGGCUUUUGGAAGUGAAAGUUUUAAACAAAGGGCUUGUAAAAUGCUGUCAUGUUUUAAUUUGAUGUUUUAAAUUGUUAUGAAUUUAAUUAUUUAUUUUAAUCGGUAAGCUGCCUUUAGUCCCAGUUUUGUGGGGGAAUUCAGAGUAUAAAUGAAAAGCAUUAAUAAUGAGAACUGAUGGGAAUUGCAAUCUAACAACAUCUGGAAAACCAUGCAGGCUUCAUCUGUGCUGUAUAGAUCUAGGCUUGCCCGUUUCUACUAUAGAAUCCUCAUAGCUACUUAUGCCUGAAGCGCCAAGUCUCUAUCAAACUAGUUGGCUUAAUGCACAAUAGUUAAACAUGGAUAAUUCAAGAUCUUGUCUGCUCUAAAAUCACAUUUGCACUACAGUGUCCCAACUUACCAAACUAGUGGUUUGAGAUACACAUGAUUCCAAUAUGUAAAUUGUACUAAUGCAUGGGCAUAAAGGCAAUCAUUUGCCCUUUCUUCCCAACUGUGUGUAGAAACAACAAAGUUCAUCAUGCCUAGUUGAAUUUCUAGGGCCAUUUAUGGUACUUACAUUUUUUCUACCCAAUAUGUAAGGCCGUGCCUUAAUGCAUGGAAAGCAUUUACAGUAGAGUCUCACUUAUCCAACAUAAACGGGCUGGCAGAAUGUUGGAUAAGCGAAUAUAUUGGAUAAUAAGGAGGAAUUAAGGAAAAGCCUAUUAAAAAUCAAAUUAGGUUAUGAUUUUACAAAUUAAGCACCAAAACAUCAUGUUAUACAACAAAUUUGACAGAAAAAGUAGUUCAAUACGCAGUAAUGCUAUGUAGCAAUUACUGUAUUUACGAAUUUAGCACCAAAAUAUCAUGAUGUACUGAAAACAAAAAUGCGUUGGAUAAUCCAGAACGUUGGAUAAGCGAGUGUUGGAUAAGUGAGACUCUACUGUAUAUUGAAAGGGUCAGUAACAUAUAACCAGGAUCAGGACUUUUAUUGUAUAAAUCAGGAAUGGAAAAUUUAUUGCCUUCCAGAUAUUGAACUGCAACACCCAUUAUGCCUCACUAUUGGCUAUGAAGGCAAGACCUGGUGAUACCUAUUGUUCAACAGUAUCUGAAAGACCAGAACAUUUCCCCACAUCUAUUGUAGGGACACAUUGUGUUCUUCACCCACAUAUAUUCUAUCCUUUUCUGUUAUAUAACUUUAGAAAACUGAUUUUUGAUUGACCUCCUAAUGACCUUUCCCCAUCUUCUGUUUACUUUCUCCAGUAGAUAGGUAUGCAUCCAAGUCUGUAUUCACAUCAUUGUGUAGAUACUACUUUUUGAAACAAGAUGAGAUUUUUGAAAUAGAGACUUGUAUUCAUCUUUUGAUCAAAAUAUUUUAGAAAAGAUGUAAAAAGAGAAAAGAAUUAUUGAUCGGAUUUCUUUGAUCAAAGGAAACAGCAAGACGUGCAGAAGAAACAGUAUUGUGGGUUUUCUUUUAGUGUAGGGAGAAAUUAUCAAUGCACUUCACUCUAUGCCAGUAUUGAAGUUAAAUGUUUCAUAAUAUUAUUUUGUGUUUUAAAGAACAUAUUUAAGUGUGCCUUGGGGAAAACCCUUUGGAAUCCUGCUGUGACACACAAUAUGAUAGGAAAGCAAAAACAAAAGAUUAGUGCUAGGAGUCCAUAGGAGGCAUCCCAAAACAAUAAUUUCAGUCUAGAGACUUUCUUUCCACAACAUUUCAUCAUUGCUCAGAAAUGAUAUGGGUUCAAGGAAAAAUCUUUACCAUAUAAUUGUGCCCAAAGUAUGGUUAAUAUAGUUUCUACUUGCAAAUAACCAGGUCAAAUGGCACCUUUCAAUCCUGACUCUGCAUUGCCUGAAAAAUUCCAUCCAUUUCUACUUACUCUUUUUUCCUGUGGGUUUCUAUAGGAAUACAGUUUUUGUACUAGAGCCUCCACUACCUAAAGUAUUCAAUUGGUGUAAAGGAAAUAAUACAUAGAAAAGCUGCACCCUUUAGUGAAGGAAGUAGGUCACAUAUCCUUUGUAAUAACCUUUCAUGUUUAUACAAAACCUACAUUUGCAGAGUCCUCUCCCUAGGCAAUAGCCCGCUGUGCAGAAGCUGUUGUCACAUGAACCUUCAUGAUCUGAAGACUUUGAUUUGAUUACUUUGUUCCUAAUUGUAAAGCUUUUGUGUCUGAUGUCUUCAGGGGAAAUUGAUGUAUUAUAGCUUAUCAGUUUGUGUGGGAAGACAGGGUUUUACAUAGGCAAAAAUGACUUGAAAACAAUACGAUGUUCUGGAAGAUCUAAAGCUAAUCAGAUGGUUUGAAGCACAGAGUGUUUCGAGUUUCCAUUAUCUCUUCUUUCUUUGUAAAAAAAAACUUGUACAGAUGUUGGACAUCUGGACACUGGCAGCUCAGGGCCCAAUUUUUGACUGUUUCAACAGGAGAAAGGAAAAACAAAAGGUAUUAAUUUCCUUGAACUAUGAAGUUCCAGAAUAUUUUAUUUAUGGAAACGGAAGAGGAAGAGGUUGUUACAAUUACAACAGAAGUGCCUAGAUAAAGUGCCAUUUCUUUGGCACAAGUAACUCUGCUCAUGCAUACUAAUGAACAUUUGUAUAGACAUUCUAGAGAGUGCACCAAGAAUACAAUUUCCAACAGGCAGUCCUUCUGGUGCUAUUGUUUGUCUGUUUUAUUCCCACCAAAUGUCCAAAAACAGUAUAUAAUAUUGAAUGAAACAUUUUUAAAAAUGUAUUAAAACCAAUUUUAAAAUCAGUUUUAAGGAAGAAAAUACAGAAUAAUAUACAUCUGGUUGCCUAAAGGGUGGAACCCACAUGGUUUCUUUUGAGAAGGAGUUCCCCAGUUAAACUGCAGCUAAAGAGGAUACCCCAUCUCAUGUUCUCUCUAACCGAAACUUCAGAAGUGCUGGGACUAACAUCAAAGCUGAGACUCCAUGCCGCUCACACGGAAGGAAACUGUAUUUCCGUUAUCCUGGGUCCGGACAUUUAAGACUUUGUAUGUCAGACUGAACAUCUUGAAUCAAACGUUGAAAUAAAUGGGAAGGCAGUACAGUUGAUUUAGGACUAGUAGCAUAUGGUUCUUAAAUCACAUUCCAGACAAUAGCCUGGCUGUCAUGUUUUACAUUAGCUUACAGCUUCCAAACACAUUUCAAGAACAGCCACAUAUGAUGUCCAUUACAGUUGUUCAACUCAGAGGUAAUUAAGACAUGAAUUAUGGUAUCCAAAUCCAUAUUCCCUAGGAAGAGGUGUAGUUUGUACAGCUUUGAAUGAGAGAUCUUAAUCGGGGCUCAAGUGGGAAAAGCGAGGGUGAAAUUCAUAGAGGGAGGAGGGGACUACACUAUCCUAUGAUGGUUGUGACUAAUUAUACGAAGGGGUAUGACACUUGAAGUGAUGGAUUUAACAUCUUACUGAAUUUUGCCCUUUUUAGCAUCAUGUUGUAUAUGACCUUUUUUGAAUUGAAACAGUUGUGACUAAUUCCACUUCAACAUGACAAAAACAAAUCUAGGUUAACUGUCAUGAGUAUACUAAAUGGUAGAAGUUUGCCUUAUUAAAAAUAGGUGGAGAAUUAAAUUAUUCAAAUCGUGCUUGAAUACUGUAAUAUUGUUCUGUAAUUCUUUGUACAUUUAAUUGGGAGUAAGACCAGGGUUCGAUUUCCUACUCAGCCAUGGAAACCCACUGAGUGACCUUGGUUGAGUUUCUCAUUCUCAGCCCCAGAACACCCUGUAAUGGGUUUGCACUACGGUUGUCAACAAUGACUUGAAGGCACACAAUAAUACACAACUGAACUCCAUAUAAUUUAUUGCUGAUACUACACAAAUUAGCAGCACUCAUCUCUAACCCACUUUCAUUUUGUGCUAGAUAUUUAUCUUAAUAUUAUGGUAUAAUAUUAAAGAAAAUACUAGGUUGUUUGUUAUUCAAAAUCCAAUAUAGAUAUAUGUUUUACAUUUGAUUUAUAUGGGCUUAAGUGUACAUAUAAAUCUUAUAUUUGUGUGUGUGGUGUUUUAGUUUAUAUUUGUAUAACCAAAAAUGGCUGUCUAGAAGCAAGGUCCCAAAUGCUUUGAAAACGUUUAUGGAAUUUUACAAAUUCCACUGAACAUAAUUGGUUCCUGGGCAAGAAAAUGCACAGCAUUCAGGCAACAAACAUUUGGAAUCAUGCUUUGUGAGGUUGAGGAUGAAAAACUGUUUGGGUAGCUGCUCUUAUAUCUAUACUCCUUAUGUCAAAUUUAAAUGACAGCUCUACUGCUUGUAAUGUAGUUCAGGUAGUAUACUGCUUCCUUGACUUUUCCAUUAAAAAGUUUUAUUUAUGCCCAAA